AUGUCUGAAGCUUCAUCUUCCACACAAUCGUCUUCAGGCUUCAAUCUAGGCCAGCUUAGUAAAGCGUUGUCUCCAAUCAAAUCCUUAGUUUCUCAGGGAGAGUUGAACAAGGAGAAUGAUGCUGAUCAUGGUGGAUUCUGGUCGUCAAACCCGAUUUUCCAGUUUGUCAAUAAUGUUGCUACCACUAUUUCAUCCCACAGGCAGUCUUUGGACUUGAUUAAUCCAGGCACGAUGGAAAAUUUGAACAAGGAGGUUGAGAAGGAUGUCUUUUUGACCCAAUACGAGUUCUCUGGUCUCAGGGCUGAUCUCAGCAAGACUUUCGCCAUGAAACCUUUGUUCCAGGUGAGUCACAGCUUUUCCACUGGUGGAAAAUCACCAGCUUACGCCUUUGCCGGCAUGUUUGCCAGCGAUGAUUCUUUUAUUCAAGGUACAAUCGACAACGAGCUUUCGCUUACCGGUAGACUGAACUACGCAUGGAAUAAAAGUAACAUUUCCAAGGUCACACUUCAGUUGGCAGCAGGACAACCUCCAAUGUGUCAAAUUGAACAGGACUACCAGGCAAAUGACUUCUCUUUGAAUUUCAAGACGUUAAACCCAGACUUCUCUGGUGCCUCUUUCAACGGUGUCAUGGUUGGUUCUAUUUUGCAGUCCAUCACUCCAAAGUUUGCCUUAGGUAUGGAGACUGCUUAUUCGGCAAUGCAGCCUGGUAUGCCUGGCGAUGCUGGAAUCUCAUUGGUUGGUAGAUACAAUAACAAAAACUGGAUUGCAUCUGCUCAGUUGCAGGCUCAGGGUGCUUUGACUGCAGCCUUUUGGAAAAAAGUCUCAGAUCAUGUCGAAGCUGGUAUUGAAACCACUCUUCAAGCCUCUUAUCAGCCUGUUAUGAGCUCUAUGAUGACACCAACCAUGCAAGCUGUCCUUGAUGCUGACACCACUAUUGGUGCCAAGUAUGAGUUCAGACAAUCCAUCUACAGAGGUCAAUUAACCUCUAACGGUGUUGCUUCAUUCAUGCUCGAGCACAGAAUUCUUCCAACUUUGGGUUUGACUUUCACUGCAUCCAUCGAUCAGCUCAAAAACACCUCAAAGAUGGGUCUGGGACUUCAAAUCGAAACUGCCGGCUCUGAGGAUGUUAUGAUGAUGCAAAAUGGCCUGGUUGAUGCUGAUGGAAAUCCUGUUCCCGGUGCUCCACAAAUGGCAUAA
Molecule: messenger RNA, 1197 nt
Organism: Brettanomyces bruxellensis
Lineage: Eukaryota; Fungi; Ascomycota; Pichiomycetes; Pichiales; Pichiaceae
Exons: 1
Coding region: 1-1197 (398 amino acids)
Biological process (GO): protein import into mitochondrial matrix
Cellular component (GO): mitochondrial outer membrane; mitochondrial outer membrane translocase complex
Molecular function (GO): transmembrane protein transporter activity
Source: RefSeq, a predicted model, not a curated record